ACAAACACAACAUCAAUCAAAAUGGAGAAAGCAAAGGCAGCCGUUGGCAACUUCCUCUCUAAGGAUGGAAAGCAUGAUACUACUGUCCACGAGACCGUCAACCCAGCCGUUCAGCAAGAACACGUCACUCCCACCAGACACGAAAAUGUCACCACCGCAGUAGACCGUGAGGUCCACCAAGAUCACCAUCACACCUCCGUCCAACCCAUCUUGCACAAGGAAGUCCUCCCAGAACAACACACCCACCAAAUGGGCGGCGUCGAGCACCGCAACAUCAAGCACGGUAACGACUCUCACGUCAAGGACCGCCUCGCAGCCGAGGCAGCCCAAUUCAAGAACACCCGCGAGGUCGGUGAGACACAACACACCAGCGCUGCCGCCCCAUCUGUUGCAGGUGAACACGUUCACCACCACGUGCACGAGAACAUUCAACCCGUCGUCCAAAAGGAGACCGUUCAGCCAUCCGUCGUCCACACCACCGUUCCCAUCCACGAAGUUCACCAGAACGAGGCCAAGCACCACACUGCUACCUCUCUGCCACCUGUGAGCAUGGCCGAGUUCAACAAGCAAGGUGGAUCUCUCACUGGUCGUGAGGAGCGCACCGAUGCUUUCGGAGGUGAGCCGAGAUCUGUUGGCGGUACCUUGGGAGGUGCCGGUGCUCGUGGCACUACUUCUUUGACUGAGAAUGAUACCACAAGAUCGGGUCACCACUCUGGUAACCACCUCGGAUCUACAGGCACGACUGGUACUACUGGAUCAGGAUUGGGAAGCUCAACAACUGGUACAUCAGGUACCUCUGGUUAUGAUUCCACUGGAACCAAGACUAAGCCAAGCAUGAUGGAUAAGUUGAACCCAAAGAAGGAUGCUGAUGUGAAGGCUAUUCCAGGUCGUGAAAUCAUAUGCGCAGUUUGCACAGCCGACAGUAUCAGAACUCGUUUCAAUAACUCUUCAUCUGAGAGUCCUCACAAUCCAUUAUUUCUCCUAGUCAAGAUCUCGGCAUCUCGGUACUCACACUUGACCUACCCCAUCACCACAACUCUCAAAGCUCCACUCCCAAUCCCGCUCCAAGCUCCCCGACACAUCCGAAAGCCUUUUAUCAACACCUCCGAGAUUCAAGCAUCAUCUUUUCUUUUUCAAAGUGACGCACUUUCGGAAGCCCAUGGUGUCGAUGUGCAACAAAGGUUGGCGAGGCUAGAUGAGAUGCAUUUUGGGAGCAGAAGAAGGAAGUAAUGUUUGGUUUCGGUUGUGGAUUGUGACGUCGUGGUGGCCUGGAACUGAUGAGAACUUGCUUUCGGAUAGCGGGCAGAGAAGGUUUGGGAAGAGGGGGUUGAGGCAAGGUUUUAAAGUUAGGUAGGAGAGGGGGAGGAUAGCGCAUGGCAGUGGAAGGCAGUGAGGAUAUGCACGUGAUAGAUUGAUUAUCCUUCGUCCCCGAGACAUCGAGAUCCGCCGUGAGUCUAAAAA
Messenger RNA from Mollisia scopiformis, 1461 nucleotides. RefSeq lists its product as uncharacterized. The record is from RefSeq and is a predicted model, not a curated record. Bases 22 to 1230 code for a protein of 402 amino acids. Lineage: Eukaryota; Fungi; Ascomycota; Leotiomycetes; Helotiales; Mollisiaceae. The transcript is spliced from 3 exons.